Messenger RNA from Acanthaster planci (crown-of-thorns starfish), 1716 nucleotides. RefSeq lists its product as uncharacterized. Gene Ontology annotation, molecular function: oxidoreductase activity. NCBI's taxonomy places the organism in Eukaryota, Metazoa, Echinodermata, Asteroidea, Valvatida, Acanthasteridae. The record is from RefSeq and is a predicted model, not a curated record.
UCAUUCGUUAACUAGUUCUGGUCGCCGUAUAUUGAUCCUCAAAUUCGAGCUCAGCUGGUGUUCCAAGGAAAAGAGUCUGACUAAUUGUUGCUACUAGUUCCAGCUAGAGAUGAGAGCAGAUUAUCACUUUGACACUGAAGUUUGCAUCACAAUCCACGUUCGCUUCAGCUUUGCUUAAAUCAUCACUAUGGACAGGGUAGCCUUAUCAGGUGGUGAUUUGAUGGUGUCGCCAAUAUGCGUUGGUGCGUGGCAGUUCAACGGUGGCAAAGCAGAUGAGACCUGGCCAGCUCAGGAUGAAACUGUUUCCAAGGCAAUAGUGGACAAAGCUCUUGAGCUUGGUGUUAACUUCUUUGACACUGCUGAGGCUUAUGGUGAUCACAAUUCAGAGAGAGUUCUCUCCCGAUGUCUUGCUGGACGAAGACAAGAUGUCAUCAUUGCUUCCAAGUUUGGACGUCAUGUAAGGGGCAGUGUUAAAGAAUACACUGCCAUUGAUAUUGAACAGGCCCUCACUGCUAGUCUCCAGGCAUUGCAGACAGACUACAUAGAUAUUUAUCAGGUUCAUUGGUCAGUGAAUAUGAAGGAUACCACUGAAACCGUAGCUGAGUUGGACCGGCAGAAGUCACUGGGUCGUAUCAGGCAUUAUGGCAUCUGUAACUUUGGCUCGUCAAGCAUUGAUAAGUUCUUGACAGCUGGUGGAAGGCCAUGUUCUUUGCAGGUCCCCUAUAACUUACUGUGGCGAGCUGUCGAGUUCAACAUCCUGCAAACCAGCCACCAGCAUGGUCUGUCAGUCCUUGCUUACUCUCCUCUCCAACAAGGUCUAUUGACAGGCAGGUUCCAUAAUGCCUCAGAGGUACCAGAGGGGCGAAGGAGGACACGUCAUUUCAGCAAGGAUAGCACCAACCUGUCAAGACAUGAACAGAAAGGUGCAGAGGCUGAGACUUUUAAGGCCAUAAGUGACAUUCGCAAUUUGUGUGACAAGGAGAACAUUCCCAUGUCAUCAGCCGCCCUGUCCUGGAUCUUAGCACAAGAGGGCGUUGCAUCAGUUAUCGUUGGCUGUAGGACUCCACAACAGCUAGAGGACAAUUGCAAACUCGUCAACCUGUCACAGAAUGUGGUGAAGAGACUCUCGGAUUGUACAAGUGCCUUGAAAGAAAUACUUGGUGACAACCCGGACAUGUGGGCCAAAAACUCCAGAUAUAAAUAAAAUUUAUUAAUGGAUAUUCCAGUCAGUUUGAACAAGCAUCCAUGUCAUUGCCUCCCUACAAUGUUAUUUAAUAAGUUCCCUUUACUCCUGUGCCCGGUUUUAGAGGUCCAUUCCUACAUAUGUGUCUUCAUUUUGAGUAAUUGAGCAGAAAUUAUAACUCAAACUUAAAGAAUGUUUAGUAAAGAUAAGUGCCUUUUAUUUGAAUAUAUACGAUUUGUUAAUUACUUUCAUUAUGAUACAUAUGGCCAUGAAUUUGCAUGGUGACUGGUCUUAAAAUGGAAAAAUAUACAAAUACAUGUAGUAAGAAAUUACUAUUGGAUUGAUCUUCCAAACAACAGAGCCUUUUUCUUUAAAAUUACCUGUAUUUUAUUCAAUGCCCAAGGAAAACCACUUGUUUUCACAUUUUAGAGAACCUUUUAGUAUUUCCCAUCAUGAGCACACAUUCAAAUGUUUUAAAACUGAUUUUUUGUAACUUUUGAAGACAAUUAUCUAAAAAUGAAAUAACAAACAAA